UUGGAAGGAGAAGGAACAAGAGACGGACUUUGCUCAAGUCGGACGUCUGACUGGCAACACUGACUGCUGCCUUGUCCACAGAGGUGUCGGCUCUGGAGGGAGACGACCGUCAUCUUCCAUUCGCAGCCGCAACAGCAACCACAAGAGAGGACGCAUCUAUCCGACCCGACCACGGGUGUUUCUCUCCCUUGUGCAGCAACCCUCGAUGUUCUUCGAUCGGCCUGAACUGGCUACGGCAUACACUUGAAGAGACCACAAUGCGACCGAGAACCUCAGAAACGGCUUCCCAGCCUUCUCAGGCUCAGGCGACAUCCGUUUCCUCAAACCAUCACCAAGCCAUCGGGUCCGCCCCGCCUCCAGUCGAUAAUUACUCCGAUCAACAACCACAAUACCACCUCCACCGCGAACACAGCCAGCAGCAGCAACAACAGCCUCACGACCCGCCGACACAUGGCCAAGCAGCGUACUCUUCUUACAGCCAAACUUUCCCCGUGAUACCCUCAUCCUACUACCACGAGCCCGGCUCAUUUAUACACGACGACUACGACGAUUACGAAGACUACGACGAUGACGACGACGACGAUGCGGAGGAUGAUGACGACGACGACCUAGACAUGAGCGACAGCGAUGGAGGUGCACCCUUAGAUCAUGUCAUGACAGUCACCAGUCUUCUGUCUCCCAUGUCCGACAACGAGCCCGAGUUGGACCCCCCUCAAUCAUUCUCAGGGAAUCAUCACUUCGAGCAACCCGCACUUUCGCCACACGAGCAACACACCUCAACGGGGCCGCCUGCUCAUAUGGUCAACUACUGGAACGUAUCAAUUGCGGCCGGUAAUGCAUACCUUGAUCCGAUAGGAGCUCAUCAUCCCACCCCGCUUGAUACGACUCCUUUCCAUCCUAUGCUUCAUGCUGGAGCCAUGGAUGAUGACGACGAUGAUGAUGUCUUCUAUCCACCUGUAGCCGAGCAGCUCCAGCAGUUUCAAGCAGUGGUUGCCAACGAGGACGAAAUAGCAUGGGAAAAUGCAGGUCCGCCGGCCCUCAGCAAUCCCAACCCAAGCACCCUCGGCCCUGAAAAUCCUGGUCUGACCGAUUUCCUCAAGGGAUGGGCCUGGCGUAACGGAUUCCAGUCCCGAGGGCCUAGUCCUGGAAUUCGUCAGAUCAAUGCACAGGUCUCGCGGGAUGUCACGCGUGUACGAUACUCGGACUUGGAGGGCGAUGCAUACGACGCGCAGGGCAUCGACUGGGAGGCCUUGGGGGUGACACGCAAAAAUGCUCGAGAGCGGAGAUGCCUGGACUACAAGAACUACACCAACAGGACAGAUUCGGACAUAUGGGCUCCCCAUCUACCAGACAGGAUUAUACGAAAUACCGAGGAUUUCUUCAGGUUUCGUCGCAUGGACAUCCGUCAAAACGUUCACCUGGCUCAUUUCCAGCUGCGCAAUAUCCUAGCAUGUGCUGGGCGCAGCCAUGCGUUCUACCCAGGCCAGCGAGCCGUUCACCGGAUCAACCCCGUAUCUGGCGAAAGUGAAGUGGCCAUGGACCUCAACGACAUGAUGGGUGUCCAGAUUUCAACUUUGGACGCCAACUGUGGCAUCUUGAUUGCAGGUACUUUCAACGGAGAGUAUUGUAUGCGAAACAUUUACAGCCAGGACAAGAAGUACGCCGAAGGACAAAUCACCAGCCACGUGAGUGGCAUAACCAACCAUUUGCAGAUCCACACUUCCAGAAACUCAUCCUCACCGCUGGCCGCCUUCGCUUCCAAUGACCAAGGUUUCCGUGUCAUGGAUGUGGCCACCGAGAAGUUUGUUCUGGAUACGCAAUACGGCUGUCCCAUCAACUGUUCCGCUCUGUCCGCCGAUCGUCGUUUGCGCGUAAUGGUCGGUGAUAACUACAAUGUCCUGAUUGCAAACGCAGACACCGGUGAAAUAUUGCAAGAGUUGGGAGGCCACCGUGACUUUGGGUUCGCAUGCGACUGGUCAGACAAUGGCUGGACCGUUGCAACCGGUUUCCAGGACAUGAGCGUGAAACUCUGGGACGCUCGAAUGUGGACCAACUCGGACGGUACCAGCAAGCCACUCACCACAAUUCGUUCCGAGAUGGCAGGUGUCCGCAGCCUGAGGUUCUCACCUACCGGCAGCGGCCCUCAAGUUCUCGUGGCGGCCGAGGAAGCUGACUACGUCAACAUCAUCGACAUUCAAAGUCUAGCCCACAAGCAGACAUUUGAUAUCUUUGGGGAGAUUGGAGGCGUUGAGUUCACCAACGACGGUCAGGACCUCAAUAUUCUCUGCAUGGACCGCACUCGUGGAGGGCUGGUACAACUGGAGCGUUGCGAUAUAGCGUCCAGCUCCGAUUUUGGGUAUGCACAUCAAGCGGCGGCUAGGGACCCUUGGUGGAGGCCUAGCCAGAGUGGAAUACUAUCUGAUGCAGAGAUGGUUCAAUCCAAACUGUCGGCUCAGCGGGAAAGAGGGUACGACCUCUUUGAUGACUUGGAGCCUUUCUGAAAGGAAAGGACAUAAUACACCCACUGUCGUCAGCUACAUCUACCAACGUUGGCUGCGUCAGGGAUGUAUUGAUCUACCUGUCAUCGGCGUUUCGGCGUUGUUUUGGCCGCAGCGUCGUGGCAACAUUGGUCGAUUUGGCGUUUACCCACAAGCUCUACCUUGGCUUUCGAACCUUCGACUUGUCCACACUCGAUGUGUGUGUGUGUGUGUGUGUUCGACAUAUAGACAGUGCCAGUGCCUUAGUGCGCUGGCCUUGGGAAAAGACGGUCAGGAAAACAUUCCCGGGUCCGAGACUUCUACAAGCAUCAUCUUCAUUUCCUUUCUACAUAUUUUGGCAAUCAGCACAGCGU
Colletotrichum acutatum is the source of this 2851-nucleotide messenger RNA. Its product is annotated as WD domain-containing protein. Bases 258 to 2501 code for a protein of 747 amino acids. The record is from RefSeq and is a predicted model, not a curated record. NCBI's taxonomy places the organism in Eukaryota, Fungi, Ascomycota, Sordariomycetes, Glomerellales, Glomerellaceae. Gene Ontology annotation, molecular function: protein binding. The transcript is spliced from 2 exons.